UGCAUGAUACAGAACAUGAAGAAAGCGCAUUCUCCUGGUGUGCAGCCUGCAGAUGUGGAGGAAGUUGUCAAGAAGGGUGUACAGACCCUUGUGAUUGGCCGAGGGAUGAGUGAGGCCUUGAAGGUGCCUCCAUCCACUGUGGAGUACCUCGAGAAACAAGGCAUUGAUGUGCGGGUCCUCCAGACAGAGCAGGCAGUGAGGGAGUAUAAUGCCUUGGCUGCCCAAGGCAUCAGAGUGGGAGGGGUCUUCCAUUCCACAUGCUGAUGGAGCCUUAAGGAGAAUAAAUCACUAAGCAACAAUGCCUGUGAUCAUCACUCUUAGCAUCUCCACACCGGCCUCCCCAAGCAUUUUUCAACAGCUGUUCACGCCAGGUCCUGUGCUAGGCUUUGGGAUGCAUGGUAACGAAGGCCAGGUCCCUGAGGGGAACUGAAAAUCAGGGGAGAAGACAGAUGUAUAUAAUACACUAAAUGUUAGGCCAGAAAUAUGAGGAAAUAAGGGCAAAAAUAAAGCUUUCUGCUUUGAAGGCCAAGGAGAAGUUUCAGAACAUUAAAAUUACAUUGCAGUUGAA
Molecule: messenger RNA, 568 nt
Organism: Leptonychotes weddellii (Weddell seal)
Lineage: Eukaryota; Metazoa; Chordata; Mammalia; Carnivora; Phocidae
Source: RefSeq, a predicted model, not a curated record